CAAUCAUCCUCUCGAUGGCUCGUCUCCCCGCCCCUAAAGGAUGGCAGUGCGGAAGCGGAAGAGACUGCAGGGCCGGGAAGCCUCUCUUUAGGCCGGCGGCGUCCUGGGCUCCGGGCCGCGCGCCGCGAUGCCGAGCCCCCGGAGGAACGCCGAGGGACGCCCGCUGGGCGCCUCCGUUUCGAGCAGCAGCAGCAGCCCCGGCAGCCCGGCCCACGGCGGCGGCGGCGGCAGGUUCGAGUUCCAGUCCCUGCUCAGCAGCCGGGCGCCGGGCACGGACCCUACCUGCGCCCGGCUCCGCGCGUCCGAGAGCCCCGUGCACCGCCGCGGCUCCUUUCCCCUGGCUGGGACCGGCCCUUCGCAGGCGCCCCCGCCUCCGCUGCCCGAGGAGGACCGCAUGGACCUGAACCCGUCCUUCCUGGGCAUCGCCCUGCGCUCCCUGCUGGCCAUCGACUUGUGGCUGUCCAAGAAGCUGGGAGUGUGCGCGGGGGAGAACUCGUCCUGGGGCAGCGUGCGGCCCCUUAUGAAGCUGCUGGAGAUCUCCGGACACGGCAUCCCCUGGCUGCUGGGCACCCUCUACUGUCUGUUCAGGAGCGACAGCUGGGCCGGGCGCGAGGUGCUGAUGAACCUGCUCUUCGCCCUGCUGUUGGACCUGCUGCUGGUGGCCCUGAUCAAGGGGCUGGUCCGUAGGCGCCGCCCGGCCCACAACCAAAUGGACAUGUUUGUCACCCUCUCGGUGGACAAGUACUCCUUCCCCUCGGGCCAUGCCACCAGGGCCGCCCUGAUGUCGCGGUUCAUCCUGAACCACCUUGUGCUGGCCAUUCCACUGAGGGUGCUGAUAGUACUGUGGGCCUUGAUCUUGGGCCUCUCCAGGGUCAUGCUGGGGCGGCACAAUGUCACCGACGUAGCUUUUGGCUUUUUCCUGGGCUACAUGCAGUACAGCAUCGUGGACUAUUGCUGGCUCUCACCGGACAAUGCCCGGGUCCUCUUUGUACUGUGGAAACAACAAUGACACCAUCCCGUUCGUUAUGGCAUCAGGAGAUCUGAAGGUUUUCACAUGCUGUGAUACUGACAUAAACCAGCAGCCACACCGCUUGUCCCUCUUAGGACCUUUCAGGCUUCCUUUGGGAUUUCAGGCGUCCUACCAUCUUGAUGGGUUGCUAGGCUGGAGCACGUGCUGGCCAUUACUGAUCACAGCCAUUUUACAGAAAGCAAAAAAAUCCCUCUAUUAUAUAUUUAUUCAACAACUGUUUAUACCUCCAGGACAACGGCAAAGAAACCAAGCUGGUGAUUAUAAUGUUGCUGUUUUUUAAAAGUUGACAUCAGUAAAACUUGUGUUUUGUAGUAAUCCUGUAAAUCAAUGUAUCACUUCUAAAUUGAACUUUGAAAACGAAACAUGAUCUUCAUUCUGUAAAUAUCCAUGCAGAUAAGCCACAUACUAAUAUUACCUAGUUCUUUUCCUGAGGUAGAUUUUAAGCAGUAUUUUAAGAGUCUAAGACACUGGUUUUUCUAGUGUAUUCCCUGAAGAUCUGUUGCCACAGUUGGGAAGAUAUUCUCUUAAUCCCGAUUUUCUUGGAGGAAGACUGAUUUAUUAUUACUCAGCUUCUCAAGAAUUCCUUCAUCUUGCUGCAGAAUUUUGAGAGCUCACAACUGAUACAGCACAAUUGGUAUAGUCUGGUCCUGUUUGCUGUCAACAAAGUGGGGCAAAUCCAGGAAAUCUUGACCUUUGUUUCAGAGCUGCAUGUCUGAUGAAACCACAGCAUUUGUCACUUGUACAAGGCUAACCAGAUUUUCCGGGACUGUAACCUGUCGGCAUUGUGCUUGUAAUCAUGGCCAGGACAGAAACCUCUAUAGGUUGGAGGCAAAGCUGCAUGACAAUCUGUCAUAACUACAAAUGGAAGGGUUGAAAAAAUGGAAGCUGAAAUAAGAGGAAUGACUGACACCAAACAGGAACAAUGGAGUCACUCUGCCACAGCACCUCACUUAAACAGAAUUCAGUAGAUGAUUAUAACAGUCGUUGAUUGAUUGAUUUCCCUUUUGGAAUUAGCAAAUCAGAGCCAUCUCUAGGGGAAGUAGCUUAGGAAAUAUUUGAUUGGUUCAUAGAGGUGGCAAAUUAUCAGGAAGCGAGGGGGCUUUUUGAAUUUCCUCCCUGGUUAUUUAAAGGCUGGGUUUUUAAAUUCUUUCACAAAUCUUUACCUUGGAAAACAAAAAUAAAAUCCUUCUUGGACUUAAUGCAGGGUUAUUUUAAAAGAACAGAAAAUUUCAGGAUAAAGCCAAGAAACAAGUCGGCUUUAGGGGGCGAGGUUGAGCUGAACUAAAGGUUAGGAAGUCAGGGAAGAUGAAUGUAGAGAAUCUUAAUGACAGGUACGAUAUGUCCCAAAAGUUAAUGAUGUACGUGUGGGGAGGUGGGGAGGAGGUGGUGAAAACGUCCCGGGACCAUUUAAGAAGCCUAGGCAAGGAGUCUGAUUUGGGGAAAGGAAGGGAGGUUCGCCGAUCUCUCUUACCGCCCGGAUCUGCAGCUCCACCACCACCUCCAGAGGCAUCGUUCCCUGCGUGGGCGAAAGAACUGGAUAAAAAGAUCCUUUUGUGCUGAGCCUUGGACCGGUUUUUCUUAGUUUAGCUCAAUCCCUCGGGCAAAUGUUCCCAGCAGCUUCUCGAGCCCCCCACCCCCUCGAACCCCCAUCCGUCCUCCCCAGCCCGGGUCCCUCCCACUGGGACCGGUCUCACACUACCGGAGCUGGAGCCAAGGCUUCCAGAAGGCGGAAGCGUCGCGUUGCCAUGGACACUCAAACGCUCAACCUUCCACCCUGGAACUCGAGCGAGGCCCCCGGCGCAGGCGUGCGCGCCCCCUAUGCUCCGCCUGGAACGCGCGGUCCCGAUGUCGGCUUCCCAGGGUGUGCGCUCUCGGGACAGAAUGACCCGGUACUGUCGUUUCGGCCGGAUUGCUAGAUGCUAAGAGCCCUAGUCUCCUUUCCACCAACUCUCUUUAUGGCCCCCGAUCAGUAUGUUAAAAUGUUUAGUGUGCCAAUUCUAAAAGUGGAAUGUGAUCAUAGCUCCGUUAUAAUUUAAGUACUACCCAUUUUUAGUAGUUAUACGAGUCCCAAGCCCUGGAAUUUCUGUAACAAUUCCAAUUGUAAUAGAGGAGCCUUUCCCUAAAGGUACUCUCUUGCUUAUUAAAUGUUAUGUUCUCAUGUUUGGU
Messenger RNA from Diceros bicornis minor, 3196 nucleotides. It is a transcript of the gene PLPP6, whose product is annotated as phospholipid phosphatase 6. The record is from RefSeq and is a predicted model, not a curated record. Bases 128 to 1009 code for a protein of 293 amino acids. The transcript is spliced from 2 exons. Gene Ontology annotation, molecular function: sphingosine-1-phosphate phosphatase activity. NCBI's taxonomy places the organism in Eukaryota, Metazoa, Chordata, Mammalia, Perissodactyla, Rhinocerotidae.